Molecule: messenger RNA, 234 nt
Organism: Leptosia nina
Lineage: Eukaryota; Metazoa; Arthropoda; Insecta; Lepidoptera; Pieridae
Source: the annotation of a GenBank genome assembly
AUGGAGUAUGUAAUUUUUGAUGUGGUUUUCUUCAUUCUCCACAUCACUUGUCCACACGUCAUAUACGGAACGUCAGCGCGCGCCGAAACCAUCAGAGGCCGUGGAAUAAUCACAUCGGUCAUAUGCCAAUUGCGCGCCAUCGGGAGCAAUUUAUUCCGGAUCCCCCAAGGCACGUAUAUUUCGCCUCUUUCUGAUAAUGUGAGGAAUAUCGGGGCUGAAAAUGUUCGCCGCUAA